AUGGACAACCUGUUUCCUGGCCGCAUUACGUUUUCACUAAUUUGGCACUCUUCUGUCGAUAAAUUUCAUUCGCGCACUGUUCACUACUCGUUUUCAUCACAUUUUAUUAAUUUUGACGAGUCUCAUGUGGCCGCAUUUUCAAACUUUUCACCAGGUAACGGAUUCAAACUAAACUUAAAGGCCUGGAUCAAUGGUCCCAUCCAAACCCUCAGAGAACGUCACAGUUUUGGCAAACGAUAUAAACCUUUGUUUCAUCGGCUAAGAGUGAAAGCCGUGAAGGAAGACCGACAUGUAAUCUACAUUGAGAAGGACGCUUCACUGGAAGAAAUAGUAUCCGAUAAGAGCCCAUCACCUGAAGAUGGCAUUGUGAAAGGAAAGGAAAGCGACUUUGAAGAGGUGGAACUACGCGUGCCAGCACAGAAGACACAUGGUUUUUCUCUGGACGCGGAAAAUGAAGGGUCUGCUUUCGAAAACUACGAUGACGAGGACUUUCCCCGAUCUAGUGGCGAACUACCACCGAAGAGUAUCUUUGCAACAAUAAAUCACACCGAAGAGGAGGCGGAACCAGUGAACAACUCGUAUGGUGCGUAA
Molecule: messenger RNA, 591 nt
Organism: Angiostrongylus costaricensis
Lineage: Eukaryota; Metazoa; Nematoda; Chromadorea; Rhabditida; Metastrongylidae
Source: the annotation of a GenBank genome assembly